UAAAGAGAGUGAGCGGCAAGCGCCUGGUCAAUGGAGAUUUUUCAAGUGGCCCUGUUAUUAGCGGUCUUGUUUCUGGCCAUUGCAGGCGCUGAUCCAGAGGCUAAUCUCUUGCAGGAUGGAUGCAGUGACGUCAAAAGCACCAACGUUACACUCUUUCAACAAAAUUUGAAUACCACUUUGAAAUCUCUGCUUCAAGCAGUUGCUUCAUCUGGUUUUGCUACAAAUGAGUCGGUCACUGGAACAGAUCCAGUUUAUGGCCUUGCCCAGUGCAGACAGGACAAGAACUCAUCUGAUUGUGUUGCUUGUAUCACCGUCGCAGAGAAGCAAAUUCGAAAUUGCUCCAAUGUUUCCGGGGGAAGAACAAUCUAUGACGGCUGUUUUCUGCGCUACGAGAGCAACAACUUUUAUACACAGAGUACUGCUGAUGGAAAUGAACAGAUUUGUGGUGACGAAACAAUUAGUAAUGGGAGCAAUUCAUUUUCUGCAACAGCUCAAAGUUUGAUAAGCGAUCUGUGCAUUGUGACUCCGAAGACGAGUGAUUUGUUUGCGGCGCAGUCUAGGAAAGAUGCGUCGAAUACGACCAUCUAUGGGCUUGCUUGGUGUUUGAAAUCUGUUGGUGAACAAGGAUGUAAGGAGUGCCUCACAGUAGCACAGACCAAUAUAGCCAAUUGUUUUCCUCGAUUGGAAGGACGUGCUGUGGACGUUGGCUGCUCCUUGCGUUAUGCAACAUACUCUUUCUUUUCAGACAACGCCACCACUGAUCUUGCACAAUUUUCGUCUACAGGGAGUAAAGUUAGCUCUACAGUAUGGAUAAUAAUCGUAGUUGUGGGAACCGUCAUAAUUAUCACUAUCUUAAUUUCUCUGAUUUUAUUUCGGCAGAGAUUGUUGACAUAUUUUAGACGGCCACCGGAGAGACAAGUGAAUACUGAAACCGCAACUGAACUCCGCGGACCCGUGGAUUUUGAUUACAAAGCACUUAGAAAAGCCACCAAUAACUUCUCUCCAGAAAACAAGAUUGGAGAAGGAGGGUUCGGCCAAGUAUAUAAGGGUACACUGAAAAACGGCAAAAUCGUUGCAGUAAAGAAGUUAACUUUAAACCAAUCUGCACGCGCGAUAGCAGAAUUCGAAAGCGAAGUAAAGUUGGUAUCGAAUGUUCAUCACAGGAAUCUGGUGCGCUUGUUGGGAUGCUGCAAACAAGGUCCAGAGAGAUUGCUUGUUUAUGAGUAUAUGUCAAACACUAGCCUUGACAGAAUAUUAUUUGGAGAAAGUGAAAAGAUACUGACCUGGCAAGAAAGAUUUAACAUCAUAUUGGGCACCGCCCGUGGUCUGGCAUAUCUGCACGAAGAUUUUCAUGUGUGCAUCAUCCAUCGGGACAUUAAAUCCAGCAAUAUAUUACUGGACGAAACCCUUCAGGCUAAAAUAGCAGACUUCGGACUAGCAAGACUUCUUCCCGGCAGUAGAAGUCAUCUUACGACAAGAACUGCAGGAACUCUAGGAUACACAGCUCCAGAAUACGCCAUCCAUGGGCAACUGACUGAGAAAGCUGACACCUACAGUUUUGGCGUGGUGGUUCUUGAGCUCAUUACCGGGCGAAAAAGCAUUGACCUGAAGCAGCCACCUGAAAUGGAAUAUCUGCUAGAAUGGGUGUGGAAGCAAUACGAAUCAGGGAAUAUUUUGAGUGUGGUGGAUAAGAGGAUGGAGAAAGAAGAAGUUUAUAAUGAAGAAGAGAUAUUGAAGGUGUUAAAGCUUGCACUGUUAUGCAUACAAGCUUCUGUUGUAGAUAGGCCAUCAAUGUCCCAAGUGGUAGCUAUGCUGGUGAGUGGAACAGACGUUGAUUACAGAAAACCUUUUCAACCUGCUUUUGUAGGUGUGGGGAAUCGAAUCCGCGGUGAACAUUCCAGUUCUGUCUCGGGUUCAUCCCAAUCGAAUGCAACCAUUACAGAAUCUCUCAAUGCUCGUUAGAAGUAGCAGCUAUAUAUUGUUCAGUGUUGGCAUCAUCAACAGUGGUUUUUUGUUGAAUUGAUAUGAAAGUCAGAAACUGGUGUAUUUUAACUUGGGCUAGGAAAUUUUGACAUUUUCUUUAUGAUUUUUUAAUUUACAUAUAUUUUGAGAAACACAAAAUUC
Molecule: messenger RNA, 2124 nt
Organism: Cryptomeria japonica (Japanese cedar)
Lineage: Eukaryota; Viridiplantae; Streptophyta; Pinopsida; Cupressales; Cupressaceae
Product: cold-responsive protein kinase 1
Exons: 7
Coding region: 31-1962 (643 amino acids)
Biological process (GO): protein phosphorylation
Molecular function (GO): ATP binding; protein kinase activity
Source: RefSeq, a predicted model, not a curated record